AUGAGACCGGCCGUCCUUCUACUAGCCCUGGCGCCGGUCGUUAUCGCCGGUCAACAACCACGCGCCCUCGAUAGCUCUUCCGACCUAACACGCCGCGCUCAAGCCGCAACAAUACCGAACAUUGUCGCUCGAGAACAGCUUCUUCCCCUCGCAGACUCGGAACAUUCAAAUAUUAGUCAACUGGGUACACGCAAUGUACUUCAAGCGCGCAGUGAAGGCUCUCUGGGUCAGACACCGUGGAUUGGAAUGGCAAUCGGGUUAACCUGUACAGCUCUAGCAGCCGCGAUGCUAGGGUAA
Penicillium angulare is the source of this 297-nucleotide messenger RNA. RefSeq lists its product as uncharacterized. The transcript has a single exon. Lineage: Eukaryota; Fungi; Ascomycota; Eurotiomycetes; Eurotiales; Aspergillaceae. The record is from RefSeq and is a predicted model, not a curated record. The coding region runs from base 1 to 297 and encodes 98 amino acids.